Nannospalax galili (Upper Galilee mountains blind mole rat) is the source of this 3514-nucleotide messenger RNA. It is a transcript of the gene Znf558, whose product is annotated as zinc finger protein 558. Gene Ontology annotation, biological process: negative regulation of transcription by RNA polymerase II. The record is from RefSeq and is a predicted model, not a curated record. NCBI's taxonomy places the organism in Eukaryota, Metazoa, Chordata, Mammalia, Rodentia, Spalacidae. Gene Ontology annotation, molecular function: DNA-binding transcription repressor activity, RNA polymerase II-specific. Bases 1005 to 2243 code for a protein of 412 amino acids. The transcript is spliced from 9 exons.
GAAGCGGAAGCUGGGGCGGUGCUGAAGGAGGAAUCGCGCUCUGGACUGCUGGUCUGGUUGAGACUGGGGUCGGCGCCUCUAACCCGGCGGAGGGCUGGACCGAAUGAGCACCGGAGGGGAAGAGGCGUGGGCCAAGGGUAUCCUAGGCCGGCUUCUGUGGAAUCCUGUUUCCUUCCCUGAGCCCUCAGGCUGCUUUCUCAGCUCAGCGUUAAAGCCGGCUCUCUUCACCUUCCAGAACCUUUGGCUUAGUGUUGGAGGUGCUGCUGUCUCAGAUUGAGGCACGGUGCACAGAACUACUUUAAUCCAGCGGGUGGCGGCAAAGGGCGCUGGUCUGUCUGUAUCCUGCAGUACACGGAGCAGCUCCCACAACAAAGAGCAAUAGCGCCUAAGGGGGAAACCGUUUAAAUUUCUGAAGUUCUGGAUGGACGCAGUAUAUACUGUUUACAGUUCAGCAGAGUCACUUUUAGGUCUUUUAAGUCACAAAGGCGUGUUUACAGCAUCAAGUUAUCGUACACUCUUCUGUCAGAUGAGUUGAGUAACAAAUGGACACAGCAGUUCAGCUGCUGUCCCCUAUUUUGAGCAUACUUGAAUAGACAAGAAAAGCAUUUGUCAAACUCAGAUUUGUGUUGAAUCGGUCACAGUGUCCACCUGCCCUCUUUGAUCUAUGGAUUUCAUGUAACCAGCUGGAUCCCAACUGAUACCAAGUGAGAGAAACUACACAUACAUGACUGCAGAUUGGGUCCAUGAUGGGAGAAGAAAGGAGACAUGCUCUACCUGUAGAGGGCACAGGAGGAAGUUCUCCCACAGCAGCCUGAGUCAAGUUUAAUGGGAAAAUCAGUGCUACUUGUUUCCUGUGGCUGCUGCCUCAAAUGACCACAAACAGUAGAAUCAGAUAAUGUGGAAACAUGGAUUUAUUCUCUUGUAGUUUUGGAGCUCAGAAUUUAGUGCUGCCCUGGGUGCCUGUGGGAGUCAAAGGAGGUGUUUCCUAAUCUACCCACUGCCCUAUGUUCAGGAGCUCUGCUGUUGGAGUCAGGAUGACAGCCACUGUCCUACCUCCCACAUAUAUUCAGUCCUCCCUGUACCCAGUGUCUCCUCAGAAAGGAUUCACAGGAAAAGAAAGACUAUCCAGUGAAGUCUUCAAAAACUUGUUAAAGGACCUGGUGACCUUUGAGGAUGUCACUGUGCAGUUUACACAGGAAGAGUGGAUGUUGCUGGACCCUUUACAAAGAACUCUGUACAGGAAGGUAAUGCUGGAAAACUGGAGGAACCUGGCCUCACUUGGGCACCUUGUUGAUAAACCCAAUCUAAUAUCCCAGUUGGAACAAGAAGACAAGGCUAUGACAGAGGAGAGAGGAAUUCUCCCAGGCAUCUGUCCAGAUUUGGAGACUAUACUUAAAGUUAAAUGGCUAACUCCUAAAAAACAUAUCUUUAGAAAUGAACAGGAUGAAGGAGGAAAAACGGAAAGAAGUCAUCGUGGGAUGAAAAUCAAUGAAUGCAGUCAGUGUUUUAAAGUCUUCAGCACAAAAUCUAACCUUACUCAGCACAAGAGGAUUCAUACUGGAGAAAAACCCUAUGACUGUAGUCAAUGUGGAAAAUCCUUCAGCAGCAGAUCUUACCUUACUAUACAUAGGAGAAUUCAUAACGGGGAGAAACCAUAUGAAUGCAAUCACUGUGGGAAAGCUUUUAGUGAUCCCUCAUCCCUCAGACUUCAUGUAAGAAUUCACACUGGGGAAAAGCCCUAUGAAUGUAACCAGUGUUUUCAUGUCUUCCGUACCAGCUGUAACCUGAAAAGCCACAAGAGAAUCCAUACGGGAGAGAAUCACCAUGAAUGUACUCAAUGUGGAAAGGCCUUCAGUACAAGAUCCUCCCUCACAGGACAUAAUAGCAUUCAUACUGGGGAAAAACCAUAUGAGUGCCAUGAUUGUGGGAAAACCUUCAGGAAGAGCUCAUAUCUAACACAGCACUUAAGAACGCACACAGGAGAGAAGCCUUAUGAAUGUAAUGAGUGUGGGAAGUCCUUCAGCAGCAGCUUUUCUCUAACUGUGCAUAAAAGAAUACAUACAGGUGAAAAACCCUAUGAAUGCAGUGACUGUGGGAAAGCCUUUAAUAAUCUCUCAGCUGUUAAGAAGCACUUAAGGACUCACACUGGAGAAAAACCCUAUGAAUGUAACCACUGUGGAAAAUCUUUCACCAGUAACUCUUACCUCUCUGUGCACAAAAGAAUGCAUAACAGGUGGAUAUGACUUAACCUUGAGAAAAUACUGUGAAAAUAUAUGGGAAGGCACUUGCUGUCCCUAAGAUAACUUGAGAGAACUUACACCAUUUGUUCGUAUUAUCUAUUGCUGUAUAAUAAAUCAUCUCCUAAAGCUUGUGGCUUCAAACAAGAAAUGUUUAUCUCGCACUUUACAGGUCACUAAGUACUUUUGCAGCUCUGUAGUGCUUCCUAAGGAUUUCUCAGAAGGCUACACUCAGGACAUUAGACAGAGCUCCAGUCUUCUCAAGUUGUUACUGAUGAAGGAACCACUUAUAAGAUGGCUCACUCAUGUGCCUAGGAGUUUAUACUGGUUGUUGACAGGAGACCUUCAGUUCUUCACUGUGUAGGCCUCUAAUAGGACUAAGUAUUUUCCCAAUAUGGCACAGCCCCCAAAAGCAAGUGAUCCAAGGGAAGCCAGUGGAAAAAAAUGUAGUUUCUUUUAAUGACUUUGCCUCAGAAGGAUGUAUUUUCACGUCUCUAUUGUACCAGUCAUAGACCAGUUGUAAUACAAUGUGGGAGAAAAUUGCAUAAGAUAGAGGACUGGGAGGCAGCUCAUUGUGAAUUGUCUGCAAAAUUUGCCAUGAAGUUAAUGAAGAGACGCUUUCAGUAGACCUUCAUCAUUUUAAUCAGUAUGAAACAACAUUCAGUAAAUUAAUCCCUGCAGAGAAAUCUAUGUGAUAAAGUUUUUGGUUCACUCAUUGUAAUGUGCCCCAAAGAUCAAUUAUUAGGGAAAACUUGGUAAAUGGAAUCCAGAUUAGCAAGCCUUCAGUGAUGCCAGUUCUUUCAGUAACGUGUGGAAUCAGAACUGAGGACCACUCAGGAAAGAAUUUCAGAAAACCGUGCAGCACAGUUGUUCACAUAAUCACCUAUAAGAUUGUGAAGUUCUCAGUCUGUGGUGAUAAUGACAAAUCCUUUUUUAAAGAGAUGUGAGAAAGUAUUCCGUUAAGCCCCCUUGAAUGCCAUAGACAUUAGAGCCUUCAAGGAUGCCUCUGAUGUUAAGAAAAAUAUUUACUGUGAUUCCUCUCUUAAGCACACAAAGAGACAUCUUAGGAAAGGAAAGGAGUCUGUGCAAAUGCUUCAACAUCAGCUCUCAGCUGAGUGACUAUGUAGUAAUUUAUAUUGGGAACGAAAAGUAUGAAUAUGGAGUUAAAUCUACCAACAUGUUAUUGGACUACUAGUUUAUUGACGUUCAACCUUUGUUUUUUUGUAAAUGUGUGUGUGUUAUCUGUUCUCCCUCAAAAAAAAAAAAAAGAAAAAAAA